AUGGCAGGGAGUGCUUCAACAAAAAAUAAACGUCAAGAAGAAAAAUAUGUUCAAAUGAUACGUGAAUUAGCAUCAUUACCCAUGAAUAAACAAUGUUUUGAUUGCAAUUCAAAAGGACCAACUUAUGUUGAUGUUACUGUUGGUAGUUUCGUUUGUACAGCAUGUAGUGGUCUUUUACGAGGUUUAAAUCCACCACAUCGUGUAAAAUCAAUUAAUAUGUCAACAUUCACUCAAGAAGAAGUUGAAUUUAUGAAAUCUCGUGGCAAUCAGUUAAAUAAAAUGGUUUAUUUGGGUUUAUAUGAUGCAAAUGCUGGUUUUUCACCUGAUCCGAAAGAUACAGAACGUUUUAAAGAAUUUCUCUCACAAAAAUAUGAAAGAAAACGAUGGUAUGUUGAACCGACAGAAGCAAUGAAACAAAAGGUAAAAGCAGAUACAGAAGCUAGUCUUGAAAAAACAACCAAUACGACGACUAAUACAAAAUCAUCAUCAUCUUCAACGUCAAGUCUCCCACAUUCACAGAGUAUAACAAAUACAAUCAAAUCACCAGCAGACUCAUCAUCAACCGUGCCCACAAAUACUGCACGUGUAACGCGUGUUCCAUCAGUCACAUCAUCUCAACCACCAAUGCUUGUAUUUGAUGUACCGGUUUCUACUCCUGCAAAUACGACAUCACCAACAUCAUUGUUUGAUGAUUUUUUGCAAUCAUCAACAUCGCCACCAGCAAAUUCAUCACCAACGAAGAAUUUUUUUUCAGAACAACCAUUUACUCAAACAACCACAACAUCAUCUAAUGAUACGAAUUGGGGAGCAUUUGUAGAAACAACUAAACAUCAUCCAACAACUAUUCUCACAAAUACACCACUUACAAAUACAAUAUCUAUGCCAGCAAAUAAUUUUGCUCAUCCACCUCCGGAACCAGCAGAUAAAUAUGCUGCACUCUCGGAAUUAUUCAGUUCACAAAAUACAAUACAAGAUCAUCAACCUUCUAUUUUCGGAAAUACAACUAAUGGCGGUUCUCGAACAUCUGUAUCAGGUUCAAAUAAUUCUAUAUUUGGCAGUACACCCUAUUCAUCUACUCCUCAAAUGUCCACAACAUCCACAGGUGUAACUCAAAAAUUCCCUGUUCAACAACAGCAGCAGCAGCAGCAUCAACAAACAAAUAUGUUUUCUAAUCAAUCGUUUCCAUCACAAUUUCCUCCUACUUCAAAUCCUUUUGUACAACAAUCAUUCGGAGCUAAUACAUCAAAUUUUUUUGCUAUGCCACCAACUAAUCAACCAAAUCCGUUUAUGAAUAUUGCUCAACAACAACAACAACAACAACAACAGCCACCCACUCAACAAAUGCCAAAUCAAUUCGGAAAACCAAAAGCAAAUUCAACAAAUCCCUUUCUUUAA
Molecule: messenger RNA, 1395 nt
Organism: Adineta steineri
Lineage: Eukaryota; Metazoa; Rotifera; Eurotatoria; Adinetida; Adinetidae
Source: the annotation of a GenBank genome assembly